AUGGCGACCAUGGACGUGGACAAUUCACCAGAGCAGGCCGAGCUGGGGCGAUUACUUGAGCAAGAGAAGGAGCAGCUCAUGGCCAAGGAGAUGGUCAGCAAGCUAACAAGUGUGUGCUGGGACAAAUGCAUGACCAGCACCCCCGGAAUCCCAUCCCCGGUCCCCUCUGCUCUAGGAUUUUCCUCCAUAGCGGCGUCGUCUUCGCGCACGCUCCGACUCGCCAAGAUCACUUCGCUCCUCCGCGGCGUAGGAGGAGGCGGCGGUACUCGCGUCCACCGACCGCUUGCCUCUGCGGUAGGGAGCCUCCUCCCGGCAGCGCUGCGCCCAUCCCCGUCCGUGUCCGUGCCCACCAGGCUCUUCGCGACGCAGCCGGUCACGUCCUCGCGACGGGACUCGUCGCCGAACUGGGAUAGCCGGCCGCCCAGGGAGACGAUCCUCCACAACGACGACUGUUAUUACUUCGCGUCCGAUGACUGUGGCUUUACGUCCGACGACGACGUCUUCGCGUCCCCCGGCCUCGAUGGCUGUGACUUCGAGCACUGGUUCGUUGUCAUGCAGCCGCCCCCCGGGGAUCCCGGAGAUCCCGACGUCCCGCGAGAGGAGAUCAUCGACUCGUACAUCAAGGUCCUCUCCAAAGUCGUUGGAAGAUGAUGGUUUCUCAGGUAACAGCCCACGAAGUAUUUCUCAGGUUGAAGCAGGAGAUUUGAGGUCACAUGUUGGUUGUAGAAAUAGUUACCAAAGUUGAUCUAUCUGUUUUUUGUGCCACAUUUAAGUUAUCAUUUAUGUUAAUGAAGUUAUAGAAAUCAUGGAUUGGAAAGGAGCA
This is a messenger RNA of Sorghum bicolor (sorghum), 823 nucleotides long. RefSeq lists its product as uncharacterized. Gene Ontology annotation, biological process: cytidine to uridine editing; mitochondrial mRNA modification. The record is from RefSeq and is a predicted model, not a curated record. NCBI's taxonomy places the organism in Eukaryota, Viridiplantae, Streptophyta, Magnoliopsida, Poales, Poaceae. Gene Ontology annotation, cellular component: mitochondrion. The transcript has 4 exons. The coding region runs from base 1 to 651 and encodes 216 amino acids.